This is a messenger RNA of Macroventuria anomochaeta, 911 nucleotides long. RefSeq lists its product as uncharacterized. The transcript has a single exon. Lineage: Eukaryota; Fungi; Ascomycota; Dothideomycetes; Pleosporales; Didymellaceae. The record is from RefSeq and is a predicted model, not a curated record. Bases 205 to 768 code for a protein of 187 amino acids.
CGCUGUUUCGCGCGCUAGAGCAGGUUGUGAAUUGCUAGACUCGAGCGGCUUGAUGCUUGCGCGGGCUGCGUUUGCCAUGGAUCACGACUGGUCAGACCGGCUACACUGGCAGUGACUGGGCUCAGCAGCGUCGAGUCUGCUCCUGCAGGUGCUGCAAGUGUGCAAGUCAAGGCAAGUCAAGUGCUCGCCGUCGCCGUCGCCGUCAUGGGAUUUAAUUAUUCAUACGGCCGGCGACCGCCAUCUGACCCGCAGUGCAUCCCCGUCGCGUCGUUUAAGGAGAGUCACGGCCUGCGUGUUGCGGUGCUAUGCCCGGAACGUCACCUCGUCCAGGACUCUCCAAGGAGCCCCAGCGCUGCGCCGCCGCGACCGGCUCCCAGCCUCAGCGAGCACUGCGGCUUCCUAUUGGCCGGCGCUCUUACUCAAGAGGAGGCGAUGCCGUCGUGCACGUCAACGAGGGGCCCUCAGCCAGCAUUUAUUCGACACAACCACUGCCGUUGGCCGGCCCACACUGCACACGAAAGCGACUCCUCACAGCCGUCCUUCGUCUGCCACCACCCGUGGGACACCAUCAUGAUCCAGGCAGAAACGAUAGCGCUGGCGGGUCUCGUCAAUUCUCUGCACGCCAGUAGGCCUGCCCCCCGGAGCCUGCGGUACCAAAUGAGUGAUCCUAUGAAGAUUGUGAGAUCCCUUACGCUUUCAUCACGCACUGCUGCACCGGCCAAGGCGGGCUCACACGAGAUGAUGAGGAUACCUCCUUGCCAAAUCUAGCCACGCCCACUCGUCCAUUAGCUUUGCCAGUGCUGCGGCAGGUGUAAAUGCAGCGUCAAUUGCCGUAAGCGGCUGAGGAGCUUGGCCAGGUGCAGCCAUAGCAGCUCCUCUUGGACAGCGUCGUGCAGCUGUUGACAAGUCGA